Lindgomyces ingoldianus is the source of this 1796-nucleotide messenger RNA. Its product is annotated as aspartate kinase. The transcript is spliced from 4 exons. The record is from RefSeq and is a predicted model, not a curated record. Gene Ontology annotation, molecular function: aspartate kinase activity. NCBI's taxonomy places the organism in Eukaryota, Fungi, Ascomycota, Dothideomycetes, Pleosporales, Lindgomycetaceae. Gene Ontology annotation, biological process: amino acid biosynthetic process. The coding region runs from base 88 to 1674 and encodes 528 amino acids.
CCCCACUACGCCUCGACUUUCACAUUCACAGCCCUGCUCGCAUUGUACCACGCAUUCUUAGCCCAAUUGCAUACGCAGACGCUCGACAUGUCAGUCCCUGUUGUUAACGGAUAUACACAUGAGUCCGAAAGGAUAGCGCAUACGGAGGAAAAGCAUCUUCCCGGUGGCUGGGUGGUACUCAAGUUUGGGGGGACAAGCGUGGGAAAGUUCGCGGAGAAUAUAGCGCGGAUUGUGCAGACAGGUCUGAAGGGCAAUCGCACCGCUAUUGUGUGCUCGGCGAGGAGUAAUAAUACUAAGCUAGAAGGCACGACCAACAGGCUUCUUCGCGCUGCGAGGGCGGCUGAGAAGGCGGCAUCGAGGGGCUAUGACGAUAUUGUUGAGGCGAUUCGACUCGAUCAUAUCAAGUGCGCAAAGGACACGAUUCGCUCCUCCCAGAUUCUUGCCGCUUACACGGAGGAUGUGAACGCUGAGUGCGAGAGCCUUACGAAGAUCCUCGAGUCUGCGCAGCAUCUAGAGGAGGUUACAAGCCGUGCCGAGGACAAGAUUGUAAGCAAAGGAGAGAAGCUGAGCUCCCGGUAUAUGACUGCCUUGCUGGAGGACUGGGGCGUUGCUGCGCAAUAUGUGGAUUUGUCGGACGUGGUCAAGUCCAACACACCUGCAAAGGGACUGAAUGAUGCCUUCUACAGGGACUUGGCGGAUUCAUUGGCGCAAGAGGUGCAGGCUUGUGGAGAUAAGGUGCCGGUCAUUACUGGCUACUUUGGCAACGUCCCAGGAGGAAUCCUGAACAGCAUCGGACGUGGAUACACCGACCUCUGCGCGGCCUUGGUCGCUGUGGGAAUCAAAGCGACUGAGCUCCAGGUCUGGAAAGAGGUGGACGGAAUCUUUACUGCUGAUCCGCGCAAAGUCCCUACUGCUGCUUUACUCCCUUCUGUCAGCCCUUCGGAGGCUGCUGAAUUGACUUUCUAUGGCUCCGAGGUCAUUCACCCCUUCACCAUGGAGCAGGUCAUCCGCGCCCGCAUCCCAAUCCGCAUCAAGAACGUCAUGAAUCCACGUAACAGUGGUACCGUCAUCUUCCCUGAUCCCGAAGAACAAAUCGAUCCUAAAGCGCCUCUCAAAGAUGCGAGGCUUUUCCGUCCUCGGUCCUCGAGCAUUAUGUCACAGUUGCAGCGGCCGAAGCGACCAACGGCAGUCACGAUCAAGCACAACAUUGUGGUCUUGAACGUUCACAGCAACAAGCGCACUCGCGCACACGGCUUUCUCAUGAAUAUUUUCUCCAUUCUCGAUAAAUGGCAUCUUUCUGUCGAUCUCAUUUCUUCAUCCGAAGUUCAUGUUUCUAUGGCUUUGCAUUCGGAAUCUGCAUUCUUGAGUGGGGGUGGAGAGGAUGAGUAUAGGAUUCAGGACGAUGACCUCCACGGAGCCAUUACGGAGCUCGGCGAUCUGGGCACUAUUGAUAUUGUUCCCGACAUGGCAAUUGUUAGUUUAGUAGGGCGACAACUGAAGAACAUGGUUGGUAUUAGUGGGAAAUUCUUCAGCGUGUUGGGCGAGAACAAUAUCAACAUCGAAAUGAUAUCCCAGGGUGCCAGCGAGAUCAACAUCUCUUGUGUUAUCGAAGAACGCGAGGCCGACCGCGCCUUGAACGUUGUUCAUACGAAUCUCUUUACAUUCUUAGAGUAAGCAUAUUGCAUCAGUGGUGUUGGGGUAGAUGGGAAUGCAUCUAAAAUAUUCAUGCAUGGAGAGAGGAGCUGCAUCAACAUUCUCCAAAGUAAACAAUUUUGGAACUCUGAGUUUCUCAGUUC